AGGGGACUCGAAAAUGUACAGCCAGCGGUUUGGCAUCGUACAGCGGGAGGUUAAGGGCCCCACUCCCAAAGUGGUGAUCGUGAGAGCCAAGCCUCCCAAAGGCCAAGGGGCUGAGCAACAUCUGGAAAGAAUCCGACGCACCCAUCAGAAACAUCAUGCUAUUUUGGUUUCUAUUAAGUCAAAGGAGCGGGAUCGCUUGAAAGUUGAGUGGGACCAGCACAAUGACCGCAAGUUUGUGGACAGUCUUGUGAAAGCAAGAAUCAAGGAUGCCAUGCAAGGCUUUAUCAUUAACACUGAAAAAAGAAGAAAUAAACUUCGUGAACUUUUAGCAUCAGAAGAAAAUGAAUAUUUUACUGAAAUGCAAUUGAAAGAAGAAACAAUUGAGGAGAAAAAAGAUAGAAUGAGAGAUAAAACCAGAUUAUUAAAAGAGAAGAAAGAAAAAGAGAGACAGGAUUUUGUGGCUGAAAAGCUAGACCAGCAAUUCAGGGAACGCUGCGAGGAGCUCCGUGUUGAAUUGUUUUGUAUCCAUCAGAAGAAAGUGUGCGAGGAGCGGAAAGCACAGAUAGCGUUUAAUGAGGAGCUGAAAAGGCAAAAGCUGGUGGAGGAGCAGAUGUUCUCAAAGCUCUGGGAGGAAGACCGAUUAGCCAAGGAAAAGCGAGAAACCGAAGAGGCAAGGAGACAGAAAGAGCUGGUGGAGAACACACGCCUUGGGCUGAAUGCCCAGAUCACCAGCAUCAAGGCGCAAAGGCAGGCAGCACAGCGGCUGAAGGAAGAGGAGGCGCGCCUUGUGGAAAUCGACAAAGCGCAGGUGAAACUUGAGAAUGAACAGGAUAAGCUAAAGAAACAGAAGAAAAAACAGGAAAUUAGGACCGCUUUGCAAAAAGCCCUCCAAGAGAAGAUAGAGCAUAUUCAGCAGGAAUACAGAGAGGAGUGGGACUUGAACAUGAAGCUCAUGCAAAUGUCCCUUCAAGACUUAGAGGAAGAGGCUGAUAAAAAGAAGCAAAAAAGAGAAGAGAUGAUAAGAGAACAGAAGAUAUAUCAUCAAUAUGUGGCACAGCGGCGUGAGGAAGAAAAAGCUCAGGAGAAAGAAUUGGACAGAGUAUUGGAGGAAGAGAAGGAGAAGAAGUUGGCUGAGAAGGACAAGGAGCUGAGACUUGAAAAAGAGGCAAGGAAACAACUUGUGAAUGAAGUCAUGUGUACAAGAAAGCUUCAAGUUCAAGAAAAGUUGCAACGAAGAGCAAAAGAACAGGAAGAACGUGCUAUGGAACAGGAACGUAUAAAUGAAGGUCUUAAAGAGCUUAACCGUGAAGAGAAGGAGAAUUUUGCAAGACGCUCCGGGUUAGCCCAAGAGUACAGGAAGCAACUUCAGAUGCAAAUGUCCUACCAGCAGCAGGCCCGGGAAGCAGAGAAGGAGGAGGCGCGCCGAGAGUUUGAAGCAGGGGUGGCAGCAAACAAGCUUUGCCAGGACAAGAUCCGGGAGAUCCUGUGCGUCCAUCGAGUGCUGCCCCGGAACAUUCAUCCCAUGCGGAGGGCGUGCCCUAGUAAGCCGCCACUGUAGUUUCAUGAGCAUCUAUAUUGUCUUUGUCAGUCUUUUAAUAUUUUUCACUACAGUAUGCUUGUAUGUUCCUUUUAACUCAUGGAUAACCUUCUUCCUUUGAGUUUGUAUCAUUACACGUAAUUUUCUUCCUGCAAAUUAAACUUUGUUCCUUUUUUAGAUUUUAUAGACUUACAAAUCUGAAUGAUCUACCUAUAGCAGAAUUAUUUUCCUGACUUACCCCUAUGGUUGUUGGUGUUGGAAAACACCACGGUCAGUAAGUGCUGGUGCUGCCAGUUGAACCCAGUCUGAUUAUAGAGUCUAUGGUUUUAGUCUCUCUGCUUUACUGCCUCCCCACAAUAGGUAGCAGGCGAAAUCAAUGAAUUAUAGACUUUUAGAUCUUAAAAGCCCAUCACAAAUAUUUUUGUUUUCUUUAUUUUGCAAAUACAGAAACAGAAGCCCAAAGAAAUCUCCUAUCUCUUAGUUCAGCACUUUUUCCAUCCCAUAACGUCAUGAUUUCUUACUAAAAUCCAAUUUGUUGUCAAAGCGGUCUUAAUCAACCAAUAUGCCCUUUAAGGCUUGUUUGGCAAUAUAUAGCAUGAGGCUAUUUUCAUUCCAUUUCCAUCACCUCAUGGACUCUAUCCAAACCUUUAUGUUUGCUAACAUAGCAUUUUGGUGCAAAUCCAUCAAGUACAUCCAUAAAUUACACAUGGGCAUGAAUAUUUUUCCUUCUUUAAACCAUCCUUCUAAUAUUUCAAUACCUUACAUAAACUGGGCAAAUAGCUUCUCAGAAUUUAGCUGAGAGUUUCAUCUAAUAAAAAGAAUAGCUUCCUAUAUAGGGAGGACUCUGAGAUAACUGGAAAAGGGAUAUCACACCUAGUGCAGGUCACAAUAAAAAGAUGUGAUUCUGUUUAUGUCUCCUCUGAAGGUGUUGGCUGGACGAGGACUCUCUGAGCCAACAUUGU
Messenger RNA from Diceros bicornis minor, 2499 nucleotides. RefSeq names its product cilia and flagella associated protein 53 (gene CFAP53). The record is from RefSeq and is a predicted model, not a curated record. NCBI's taxonomy places the organism in Eukaryota, Metazoa, Chordata, Mammalia, Perissodactyla, Rhinocerotidae. The coding region runs from base 14 to 1558 and encodes 514 amino acids. The transcript has 8 exons.